UAAAUACACAGCAAGUUUCGGAUUGCAAACUGCAAUUUAACAGCAAAUCUUAACGAUAAGAUUUAUUUUACCAUUUAAAUUAAAUGAUAAAACCUUUACUGUUUACGUUUAAGAAAUGCAAAGUUCGAUCCUUUAAAAGGUUGUUUUUCAAGUUUCAGAAUUUAUCGUUGAAGUAUAUAUGCGGCGUAUAUGCAUAUCCUAGAAAUGUCGAAGUUUUUUAAAGCUUGACAUGUUGUUCUGCCUUGGUGGAACUCGGAAGUGAUGUUUAAUUGGGUUGCGGUCUGCUUGAACUGCUUUAAACUGUUGGUUUAUGCAGUUUGCUUAUCUGUCAGAUUGUAAGAAAUCGCUGAAAUGUCUUGCUUUCGCGUUGUAUUGCGGAAUUCAUUGAGACUCAUUCCAAAACGCGGAAUUCAAACCUCAUCCGUGACGUUCUGCGGUUUGCCAGGAUCCGUUUGUGUCCAUGGAAAGUCGCAGCAUUACAUCCACAAACCAAGCGAACACAUCUUACCCGGGUUCUCCAGUUUUCAAUCCUAUCGCGCCUCGAAUUCUCAAGGUUUUGCAUCAAAUGCCGCAGUCUCUGAAGAAGCUGAACCCGCCGAAGAUGAGCAGCUUGCUCCCGAAGACGCGCCUGCUGCAGCAGGCAAAAAAGUUGCGGACAGCGAACGCGAUCCGCGUGAUCGUACCCGUUUGAUACCGUGGCAAACCAGUGCGGAGUAUCUAAAAAGUCAGGCCUAUUUCAACACGUACGGCCAGCAACCGGUAUGGAAGCCCUACAGAAGACCGCACAAGGGUGGCAUUCCGCCAUCGAAGACUAGGCGAAUGUGUGUUAAAGAAGGCAAAAUUGCGAUUGGCAGUCCGUGCCCGAUAUGCCGUGAUGAGUAUCUUGUCCUGGAUUAUCGCAACACCGAACUCCUAAAGCAGUUCAUUUCACCAUAUUCCGGGGAAGUUCUUAGUUAUCAAGUGACGAAUAUCUGCCAAGCCAUGCAUAAUCGGCUUUUGGUGGAGUUGGCCAAAGCCAGCCAUUUCGGAACGAUGUCCUUCAAGACACCUUUUAGAACAUAUGACUAUGCUGAUUAUUACAAAUCGGGUAGCAGUAAAUUCACAUCCUCGGCAACACGAAAUCAUAUCGAAGACAGUCCUUCCUCUGCGGCGGUGCAAAACAGCAGUAUGAAUAGAGGACCGGAAGUACAAGCAACUGUGCAGAGCUCGUAACCCUGUCUGAUCUUCUUCGUGAACCGGCUGUUUGUUUAAUGUCCGAAAAUUGAAAUAAAGGCGGCUUCUGAAGUCUGAUUAUCCGUUGGAUAACGAUAAUGUCGUGAACUGGUAUACAGUA
Messenger RNA from Paramacrobiotus metropolitanus, 1333 nucleotides. RefSeq lists its product as uncharacterized. The coding region runs from base 352 to 1212 and encodes 286 amino acids. The record is from RefSeq and is a predicted model, not a curated record. Gene Ontology annotation, molecular function: structural constituent of ribosome. The transcript has 3 exons. Gene Ontology annotation, biological process: mitochondrial translation. Gene Ontology annotation, cellular component: ribosome; mitochondrion. NCBI's taxonomy places the organism in Eukaryota, Metazoa, Tardigrada, Eutardigrada, Parachela, Macrobiotidae.